Molecule: messenger RNA, 1497 nt
Organism: Suncus etruscus (white-toothed pygmy shrew)
Lineage: Eukaryota; Metazoa; Chordata; Mammalia; Eulipotyphla; Soricidae
Gene: STIMATE
Product: STIM activating enhancer
Exons: 8
Coding region: 7-891 (294 amino acids)
Biological process (GO): activation of store-operated calcium channel activity
Cellular component (GO): membrane; cortical endoplasmic reticulum
Molecular function (GO): calcium channel regulator activity
Source: RefSeq, a predicted model, not a curated record
CGCGCCAUGCAGGGCCCCGCGGGCAACGCCAGCCGCGGGCUGCCGGGCUUGCGGCCGUCGGCGGGGGCGCCCGGGCCGGGCCGCUGCGAGAGCGGCGCCCUCAUGCACGGCUUCGGCAUCUUCCUGCAGGGGCUGCUCGGCGUCGUGGCCUUCAGCACCCUGAUGCUCAAACGCUUCAGAGAACCAAAGCACGAAAGGCGGCCGUGGAGAAUAUGGUUUUUGGACACCUCCAAACAAGCCAUAGGAAUGCUCUUCAUCCACUUCGCAAACGUGUACCUGGCGGAUCUCACGGAAGAGGACCCCUGUUCGCUGUACCUCAUCAACUUCCUCCUGGACGCCACCGUGGGCAUGCUGCUCAUCUACGUGGGUGUGCGCGCCGUCAGCGUCCUGGUGGAGUGGCAGCAGUGGGAGUCCCUGCGCUUUGGUGAAUACGGAGACCCUCUGCAGUGCGGCGCCUGGGUCGGCCAGUGUACUCUCUAUAUCAUUAUCAUGGUGUUUGAGAAGUCUGUCGUCUUCAUCGUCCUCCUCAUCCUCCAGUGGAAAAAGGUGGCCCUGCUGAACCCCAUCGAGAACCCUGACCUAAAGUUGGCCAUCGUCAUGCUGAUCGUGCCCUUCUUUGUCAACGCUCUCAUGUUUUGGGUUGUGGACAAUUUCCUCAUGAGAAAGGGAAGGACGAAAGCCAAGCUGGAAGAGAGAGGCGCUAACCAGGACUCAAGGAAUGGGAGCCGAGUCCGCUACCGGAGGGCCGCAUCCCACGAGGAGUCAGAGUCUGAGAUCCUGAUCUCAGCCGACGACGAGAUGGAGGAGUCCGACGGGGAGGAAGACCUCCGCAGACUGACCCCCCUGAAGCCCACGAAGAAGAAGAAGCACCGCUUCGGGCUGCCUGUGUGAGGGCCACGGCCCGGGGGGUGGGGGACCACCUGGCAGGCCACCCUCCCCUCCCGCCCCUCCUCUUCUACCUCCUCGCCUCUCACUGUCUGCCCACCCCCGACCACUGUGACUUGAGCCAGGGGGGCCGAGCCAGCCUGUCGGAGGUCUGGCUCAGUUGCACUACAAACAGUGACCAAAUAUGCAAGUUUUGAUUGUUGUCUCUGCCCGCUCUGCGAGGCCUGCAGUGCCAGAAGGGAGCCCCCACCUUGUGUCUGGCAGGGUCACAGUGGAGCCAGGGAGGAAGAAGCAGCCCACUCCCCACAGCUCAGACUCAGGAGCUGUGAGGACAAGCCGUGUUGGGGGUGGGACGACACCCCGAGACCCAGAGGGGGGAUCCGCAGCGCUUUCCGGCUCUGACACACCUUCCUUAACGAACGACUGAUUCCUGAGGCCCAGUUUCCUGAGAGCUUCCAGUGUUAACGCUUCGGUUUAGGCCCCCCCGUCCCUGUCCCGUGGGAUCAACGGGCUUAAAAGAGAUUUUUAAGUCUUCCAUAUGCUGUUGACUUUUAUAUUUUUAAGUUAUAUUUUCAUACUAUUGUAUUUAAAAAACUUUUGAAUCCCUCCAAA